Cutaneotrichosporon oleaginosum is the source of this 1248-nucleotide messenger RNA. RefSeq lists its product as uncharacterized. The record is from RefSeq and is a predicted model, not a curated record. Lineage: Eukaryota; Fungi; Basidiomycota; Tremellomycetes; Trichosporonales; Trichosporonaceae.
CUCUUUAAUCUCUCUUUCUUUCCAUCAAACUCAUCCAUCACUCUUAAUCUACAAUGUCGUACGCUGAAGUGACCAAGGACAACAUCCCACCUGGGGAGAUGCCCGAGCCCAGCCAGGAGCUGCGGGAUGGGCCACCCACCCCCGAGGACCCCGCGCCCCAUCUCACUUCUGACGCCAAAGACGACUGGGAGCAGGCCAAGGCUUCGGCCGAGAAGGACUGGGAGGAGACCAAGGGCAAGCUGGAGGACACUGCCAACGAGGCUGGCAAGAAGAUCAACCGCGCCGCCGACUCGGCUGAGAAGAAGGCCCGCGAGCUCAAGAAGCGCGCCAAGGCUGAGCUCGACGAGGCUGAGACUGCUGCCGCUGCUCUCUGGGCCAAGACCAAGGAUGUUGUUCUCCGUCCCGGGACCCUCGGUGGCCUCAUGGGUAUCGUGAACGUUGGUCUCCUUGGCAGCAUGGGUUACUGGGCGUACGAGAACCGUAACCUCCCUUGGGACCGCCGUAACGUGACGGCCGCUGUCGCCGGCACUCUUGCUCUCUUUGGUGUUGAGGGCUUCCUUGCGGACUCGUACCUUGACACUCCCGAGGGCCGCGCCGAGGCUGAGCGUGCUAAGCGCGAGGGCUCGCGCCUCUACCUCCAGGCUAAGGAGGUCAUUCUGCGUCCCAACGUCUUCGGUGGCCUUGCCGGUAUCCUUAACGUCGGUGUUCUUACUGCUGUUGGCUACUACGCAUGGCGUGACUGGCGGAAGCCUUGGGACCACCAGGUUGUCGCUGGUGUGACUGCGGGUCUUCUUGCUCUUUCCGGUCUCGAGGGCUACAUCGGCUCGCAGUACGUCGAGAAGGAGCUCCCCAAGCACUAGAAGCGAAGCGUGAGGGGGUGCCGUUGAGUUUAGUGUUGUUAGCAGCCAUACGAUAGGCGGGUGAACUCACCUUUCGAGGAAUCAUAGUGAGCUAGUGUCGAGCCUUCUGUAAUCCGCUCUGCUUGGAUAUGAAUAUCGCAUAGCUUAGUAGAGAGAAGUUGAUAGUAGACCAGUGUGCAUGGGCUCGAGGAUAGAGGAUGGAGGAGGGAGGGGGCAUGGCGGAUUGGUUCCAGGGACGCAUCCACUGAGUCAGGCGCGUCUUCCCCACAAUACUCACCCUUGGGAUUUUGGGCUCGAGCAUACUCGUCAAUUGCGGGGUAACGAGGAUGCCACGCUCAGACCUCGCCUUUGCCAUCUGCAUCCUGUAUCAUGCAUCCUGAUCAUGCAC